Messenger RNA from Peniophora sp. CBMAI 1063, 1572 nucleotides. The record is from the annotation of a GenBank genome assembly. Lineage: Eukaryota; Fungi; Basidiomycota; Agaricomycetes; Russulales; Peniophoraceae.
AUGCUCGCCUUCAAUUCACCCACCCUUUCUGCUUUCUUUGGUCUCGUGUCUCCUCCAGUUGAGAAGGCUGUUGAACGGACAGUGACGCCACCGCCCGAUUACCAGCGUGUCGACCCGCAGAAUGCAUCGACGCCUGUACGCCCUACUCGGCCCUCCAGGUCGCAAACCCUCGAGGAUAUCUUCGCACUGUACGGUGACACGGAAGACGUCACCGUCAAGCCUAUACCUCAAUCUGCGCGUAAACACAGCAGGAAGCCUGCGCUUUCACUUUCAUUGUCAGCUAGCGCUGCACUGAUAGCGCCCGUCGCAUCUAAGAAGCAGAAGAGCCCGGUGGUUGCAUCUCCUCCAAACCCUUACUUCCGUAACCUGUGCCGCGAUCCGUUGAACUUGGUUCUGCAUUCCGAGAGUGGCUCUCGUCGUGCCCCGCACAUCGUCAUCACGCCGCCUGCGUACCAGGAGACCGACACGUACGCGGUCGAAGACAAUGCGACGCCCUACCAGAGUCACGCGCAGUUGGCUGUGAAUGACAAGCCGAUGGGAUACUUGAUUUCUCAGACGCUGCCCGCUCCCGGAGAAGCAACCGCCGAAUCUGUGCAGGCAGUGUCGGAGAAGCCGAUGCUGACGCGUGCUAGCAAGUCGUUUCAGCUCCCGUCUCCUCGUAAGCCGAUGGAUCAAUGGGCGUGCCAGUACACGUACCGCGCUUGUGCAUUUCUGACUGCUCGCAAGGCUUCAAAGAUGCUUCGCGCGCCCAGUGCAGCGCUGAUCGCCGCUCUUCAGCCACAGCCAUUGAAAUGGACGGACGCUGCCGAACCCUUGCUAGCUUGGAUGAGCCAAUUCCGUGGUGUUACCGUUCUUGACUCGCGUAUGCCUUGUACAGUGCCACACAUUGUCAUCGCCGAGCCACCUCCCGAUGAUGGCUGGACCGCGUAUGACAAUGUUGCGCCCCAGCAGGACUCCCAGAACGGGCAAACCCUGUCUUUAGACUGGACGCCUCGUGCACCCGUCUACCAGUCUACCAUCAACGAGGAGUGGUACUCCGAGAACUAUGUCAACGACUACCUUUCUCUGGACGAGGGCUUCUCCUUCUUGGAUGACGAAGAGGACUGGGACGAGCUCCCUUCGCCAACCAGGCUCGACCAGUCUCUACCGUCGACCCCUCCUCCAUACACAGAGAGCGUCUGGAGCACGUCUUACGUCGACUCUCGAUCGUGUGCCGAGGGUCCCGGCAAGACGCAGUGUCAGAUGGAAACUACUCUCAGUCCCACGACGGGCCCGAGCCUGCACUUCUUCCUUGUUCAGGGAGAAGCCUCGCAGCUUGCACAUGCUGCACACGAGUUCCCCAGUUCCAUUGAGCACGAUGAGAUCUUCUCGCCGCUCUCACCUUGUUCUUUGACGAUCACAUCCAUCACGCUCCUUAACCUACGCAAGGUAUUCUCGCGGCCAUUUACACGCACAGCUUUCUUCAUACAACGGACGGACAGACGGACGGACACGGACACCCGGAGGAGGAUCAUCCCAUUUCUAUUUCACCCUUUCAUUCUUACGACGAUCAUGACGGUCUUCUGUUCAUAG